This is a messenger RNA of Physella acuta, 1297 nucleotides long. RefSeq names its product GTP-binding protein 10 homolog. NCBI's taxonomy places the organism in Eukaryota, Metazoa, Mollusca, Gastropoda, Physidae. The record is from RefSeq and is a predicted model, not a curated record. Gene Ontology annotation, cellular component: mitochondrion. Gene Ontology annotation, molecular function: GTP binding; magnesium ion binding; GTPase activity.
GGUAACUCUAAUUUCAAACAAGAAUGAAAAUGGCAACCUCUACAUGGUUUUUCUGCACUACCAAAUGCGUAAAAUCUUUACCCAUUUGUUGUAGUAAAUUCAAGUUUACACAGUUGGGGUCUUACAAAUUCUUUUCAGAAUUUACUAAAAAAAAAUAUCCCCAAUUUAUUGACAUGCUUCAAAUUCAAGCCUGUGGUGGUGCUGGUGGACAAGGGCUCCCCAAAUAUGGUGGCUAUGGUGGAGAUGGGGGUAAAGUGAUUUUUGUCGUUAAUAAGAAAGUAAAGUCAUUGAGACAAGUGCUGCAGAAGUAUCCUAACCAAGUUUGCAGAGCAGAAGCUGGAGGAAAUAGCGAUAGGUUCUGUCUUCUUGGAGAGAGAGGUGCUGACUUACAUGUGGAAGUCCCUGUUGGAGUCUUGGUUCAUAAAGCUGAUGGGGAAAUUGCUGAUUUAAACGAAGAUGGGGAUAUCUGUCAGGCAGCAGAGGGUGGAAUGGGUGGUAACAAAAGAACAAAUUUUCUGGGUCUGCGGGGUGAGAGGAAUGUGGUUUCUUUAGAACUAAAAUUACUUGCAGAUGUCGGACUUGUUGGGUUCCCAAAUGCUGGUAAAUCUACCUUCCUUCGAACAAUAUCAGCUGCAAAACCUAAAGUUGCUGCUUAUCCAUUUACAACUUUGUCUCCUCAACUGGGUAUGAUGCAAUAUGAAGAUGGUCGAAUGAUAUCUGUAGCAGAUUUGCCAGGCUUAAUAGAAGGUGCUCAUGAAAAUUUUGGAAUGGGUUUCAAAUUUUUGCGGCACGUUGAAAGAACUAAAGUGUUGUUGUAUGUGUUAGAUAUAAACCCAUUUCAACUUUCUCUUCAAUACCCAAUGAGAUCUGCGUUUGAAACACUAUUGCUGCUUAUUCAGGAGCUGUCUGAGUAUGGAAAUGGUAUGAUAAAUAAACCUUCUGUAUUGGUGCUUAAUAAAGUGGAUACAGAUCCUAGUCAGGCCAAAGUCAAUCAGCUUUUGGAUUUGGUAAAUAACUUGCCAGAUUCACUGGACCAAGUGAAUAAGCAGUUUCACCCAGCUGAGUUGCCAGUUUUUGAUGACAUUCUGACUAUGUCAGCAAUGAAAAAAGUAAAUGUGUUAUCUGUUAAAAAUAGAUUACGAGAAGUAAUGGAUGAUUAUGCAGAAAAACGGAGGGCAGAGGAAAUAGAAAAAAAGAAAUCUUUAUUAACCUCAGAAAAAAUUAGUAUUCAUGAGGAACACUUAAAAUCUACUCUGGUGUGAAAUUUUUUAUACAUAAAUAAAAGCUGUGAUGAAUU